Messenger RNA from Siniperca chuatsi (mandarin fish), 3396 nucleotides. It is a transcript of the gene fastkd5, whose product is annotated as FAST kinase domain-containing protein 5, mitochondrial. The transcript has 3 exons. Gene Ontology annotation, biological process: mitochondrial RNA processing; regulation of mitochondrial mRNA stability. Gene Ontology annotation, cellular component: mitochondrial matrix; ribonucleoprotein granule. The record is from RefSeq and is a predicted model, not a curated record. Gene Ontology annotation, molecular function: RNA binding. Lineage: Eukaryota; Metazoa; Chordata; Actinopteri; Centrarchiformes; Sinipercidae. The coding region runs from base 326 to 2764 and encodes 812 amino acids.
AUAUUCCGAUAUAUUGUUACAAUCUGUAUAUCACAGCACGAUGUCUUAACUUGUUUUUAGUGCAUCGGUGGUUACAUCGUCUAGCUAACAAUGUCUAGGUGUUUUAUUUUGAAGGUUGAAAUACUUGAGUUCCGGUGUAAUUGUAGCACUCUAUUGUAGCAUGUCAGUUGAUUUAACGCUUCCCCUCCUCGUAACUCCAUGAGGUUUUUUUUUUUUUAACAUGUUCAGACUAUCAAUAAGAGGCUCGUGUUGAUGCUGGAGAAUUAAAGAAGCACAGUUUUCUUGGCAAGUGGCAUCCCAGACCAAAUUUGAGUCUGGCAGAUUGAUGGCUGCCUGUGUGCUUUGUCGAUGGGUGCCCAGGCUACGCUACCUCCCAGGCUUGAGAAACGAGUUUACCCAGGCUCAGCACGUGCAUGUCAAACAAGAGGAUGAGACUGAUGAUCCGGAGGGGAAGAAAGGAGUAAUGCAGCACCAGGAGGCCUCUCUCCAAGGAGGAUACAGGCUGUAUUACAACCCUUCCUCAUAUCGUCAUUCUGUGUGGAACUCUGCAACAUCCCGGAGCCAAACAGAUAAUGAUGAAUACGAACAGUGUCUCAUGACUCUCGCACCUUCCUUCUGGCAACAGAGCAAUCGCUACAGUGUGAGUUGCUCCCGGCAUCUCUCCAGCUCAAAAAACACACUUCUUGACUUAGCUUUCAACAAAGGCCCCGAACCCAAGAUGCCAUCAGUGUCACUGUACCACAGAAAACCCAUACCACCAGAUGUCAUAGUAGAUACACGUGCCUUCCUCAAAUGCCGGCCAGGGUAUGCCUCCAUGACCCUUGACCUCACCCAGCGGCCUCAUCCAAUCGAAUGGGAGGAGGCCUUACAGCUGCUCCAGAAAGUGACUGUUUUAAAGGGCAGCAUGAAACCAUCUGAUGUGUCUCAGUUUCUUGUGGAGCUCAGCCGCUUGCACCCAGACAAGAUGUCUCUAGUGAGGAGUGACCAACGCUUUAUCAUGCUCCUCCGAUAUUCUGUAGAACACCUUCGCCUCUUUACUCAACUGCAGCUGCUGGAGGUGCUACAGUCGUUUGUGUUGCUGGACAUGCCCUCAGCCCACACUGUACUCGGGCUGUAUGAGGCUGAGCUGAGCCGCCGGGCCAACCAGAUGACUUUACACCAGUUGCUGUUAGCUGCUGACUUGUGGCGCUGUCUUGGGAGGCAGGUCCCCCAGUUCUUACAGCACCUCUAUGAUUCAGUCCAUCUGUAUCUGGGAGUGAUGGGGAUCCCUGAGCUGGUGCAACUGUUGUAUAUAAUGGGGGAAGGUAGGCAGUGCCCGAAAGACUUGAUCCAUCCUGUAGAGCAGCUUCUCAUGCAUCAUUUACAUCAACUGUACCCUGAGGAGGUUGGUGCUGUAUGCUUGGGGCUCUUUAAAUCCCAGACUUCAAUAUCUGAGGCUGCAGUGACUCGUAUUGUUGACAAGGCACACUCUUUUGUGGAGGAAAUUAGUGACUUUGCCAUGGUGAAUGUGCUGAAAUUCCUGCGUUUCAGCUACCUGUAUCACAGGGCUUGGCUGGAGGCCAUGGCAAAGGAAGUUCCUAGACGGGCCAACAGGAUGGGUGCUAAGGGGCUGAUGCAUGUGGCGCUGGCCUGUUCAGCGCUGCAUUACCGCAAUGAUAACAUCCUUAUGGCAAUUGCUGAGAGAGUUCCCUUGCUGGUGCCACACUGCAGGAGUAAAGACUCAUGCAAACUGCUGUGGGCCUUUGCCACAUUAGGGUUUCUCCCAAUUCAGAGCCCAAGCUUCUAUUCCAGUCUCACAGAGGGCCUGAGACAGAGGAAAGCUGAAUUCCAGCGAUACCCAGGGCAUCUGCUUACUGGCCUUCUAGGCCUGGCCUUUGUCUCUCAGUUCCCAGAGGACCUAAUUGCAUUAGCUUUGAGUCCUGACUUUGUCAACUUAGCACUGAAAUCUACACAGCUGGAGCUGAAAAAAGACUUGUUCACUUUAGAUGGAGCGGUGGCUCUGGAGUUGCCUCAGUGGACUGGCCCGCGGCUAAGCUGUGAACUGAGAGAGGAGGUGACAAAAAUGCUGUGGAAGUUUGCUCAAUCAGACGUGUGCCAGAAACCAGAGGUUCAGGAGGCAGAAUCUACUCUGCAAGAUCUGCUUGGAGGAGAGACGUUUGUAUGUAAGAGAAUGAUUCUGCCCCACACUCGCUCCAUCGACCUGGAAGUACAUCUUGACUCCGCUGGACAGCCUAUACCUUUGAACCCAGCAUCCCACACAGAAAUGUUAUCUCCAGAGAACAGUUCAUCCAAAUUUCCAUCUCAUCAGGGUUGGGGGAGAAUGAAUAUCGGAGUGACUAUAACUGAGGAACUUUUAACACAGAUAAUAAAUACCAAAAACACCACAGAACCUUUAACUCCGUCUCUUACAGUUAAGCCUGCAUCUCUUCACAGAGUGGAGCCUGAUGAAGGUGGGAGACUGUUUGACACAGGGCUAGACCUGACCAGCGACCUUAUAGAAACUCUUACCAAACCCAGUAGUCAAGGCUCAGCCCUUCAGGACUCCAAAGGCACAGUCAAACUUGCUAUCCAGGUCUCCAGCAGGAACCACUACUGCUACCAUUCACAGCAGUUGUUGGGCCUUCAUGCCAUGAAGAGGAGGCAGUUGAAGUUGGCAGGCUACAGGGUUGUGGAGAUUAGCCAUCAGGAGUGGUUUCCCAUGCUGAGGAAAAGCAGGGCUGAGAAGCUGGCAUACCUGCACUGCAAAAUCUACAACAGUCUGUAAUGAUUCUUUGCCCUCCAAGAGCCAAAAGAAAUAAUAGCAAACUCAGACUGCAAUGCAAACUAUGCAGGCACUUUGGCUUCUGGGCAAUCUUUAGUUUGUUAUGAGUGUGUGCAAAGCACAGAAAAAGGUCUGUUAAGGAGAUGGACAGAUGUUGGUUUAUCCCCACCCACAAUUGACUUUUUGUACAUGUUUAGUUCAAAAUACAUUUCUGAAGGAUUUUUGUCAAAAUGUGAGACAUUUCAAGACAUUUUUUUGUGAAAAUAAUGCUAAUUAAAAAGUAUUCAACUCCUCACUGUCCUGGGCAAGGUUGUGGUAUGAUAUCAUAACAUACAGAAGAUAUUUGGAAUGUAUUUUCUUUUCUUAAUUUACUUAAAUUUGAAUGUUCCUGCAAUAAUUUGCUUAUGCCUUCCAGGAUCUGUAGAAAAGUAAAGAAAAAAUGUUUUGCAUCAUAAUCUUAAUCACAUCUACAUGAUAGUCUUCUCAGAGGUCAAUGCAUCUAUUUCUAGUGUUAUUAGAUUGCUGUCCGCUUUGCACGUCAAAUGUCAGUCUUUUCAACUGAUGAGAAUGUUGAAUGAUACAGAUUUCUGUUGUUUUUUGGUAUUGGUAAUACAAAUUUAGUGUAUCACAAAGCU